This is a messenger RNA of Raphanus sativus (radish), 1734 nucleotides long. Its product is annotated as O-fucosyltransferase 38. The coding region runs from base 44 to 1567 and encodes 507 amino acids. The transcript has 10 exons. Gene Ontology annotation, cellular component: nucleus; cytoplasm. The record is from RefSeq and is a predicted model, not a curated record. Lineage: Eukaryota; Viridiplantae; Streptophyta; Magnoliopsida; Brassicales; Brassicaceae.
AAGAGACCGUUGUAGAUCUGUCUUCUUCUUCUUCCUCAUAGAAAUGGUGAAACACAGAAGCUCAUCUCGCUAUUCUUCUUCAGCUAGACUCUUCUCCAUAAAAGCUAUAUCUGUCUACUUGAUCUUGAUAUUCGCUUUCACCAUCUGGGUCUUCGUUUUCAGCUCCAUAAACAUACAAACCGAUGACCACCAAACCCAAGAUCACCAGCAGCAUCAACGUCGAGAUCCAAGGAAGAAUUUGCAGAAACCGAACGAUAAUUUAGAUUCUCAGCUCUGGAUUCCUCCCUUUAGCUAUGGUUUGCAUCCUUGUGUCAAACCUACUCCUAGAUACAAAGAAUUUGUAGAGUCAGAUCGUUAUAUAACAGUGAGAAGUAAUGGUGGACUGAAUCAAAUGCGUACUGGUAUAGCGGAUAUGGUGGCUGUUGCACAUAUUAUGAAUGCAACUUUGGUGAUUCCUGAGCUGGAUAAGCGGUCGUUUUGGAGAGACUCAAGUGUUUUCUCAGAUAUUUUCGACGAGGAGCAUUUCAUCGAAUCACUGGAGAGAGAUGUGAAGGUUGUUAAAAAGCUCCCAAAGGAAGUGGAGUCUCUACCUAGGGCGAGGAAGCAUUUCAGUUCAUGGGCUAGUGUUGGAUACUACGAAGAAAUGAGACACUUGUGGAAGGAGUACAAGGUCAUCCAUGUGGCUAAGUCAGAUUCUCGCCUUGCAAACAAUGACCUGCCUAUUGAUGUUCAGAGGUUGAGAUGUCGUGUUCUGUAUCGUGGUCUUCGCUUCUCUCCUGCUAUUGAAAGCCUCGGACAGAAGCUGGUUGAGCGACUCAAGUCACGCGCUGGGAGGUUCAUUGCAUUGCAUCUGAGGUAUGAGAAAGACAUGUUGGCUUUCACUGGCUGUACUUAUGGUCUCACUGAUGCUGAAUCUGAAGAACUCAGAGUUAUGAGGGAGAGUACAAGCCAUUGGAAGAUCAAAAGUAUAAACUCAACAGAGCAGAGAGAGGAAGGGCUAUGUCCAUUGACUCCAAAAGAAGUGGGGAUAUUCCUGAAAGGUCUUGGUUAUCCUGAGUCAACAGUUAUUUAUAUUGCAGCAGGGGAGAUCUAUGGUGGUGAUGAUAGACUCUUAGAGCUUAAAUCUCGCUUCCCUAACCUAGUCUUUAAGGAAACGCUUGCUGGGGAAGAAGAGUUAAAAGGCUUCACAGGCCAUGCGACUAAAACGGCUGCUCUUGAUUAUAUAAUAUCUGUUGAGAGUGAUGUGUUCGUUCCUUCACAUUCUGGAAACAUGGCGAGAGCAGUUGAAGGUCACCGCAGGUUUCUAGGGCAUCGCAGGACAAUCACUCCUGACAGGAAAGGACUUGUGAAACUGUUCAAUAAGGUGGAGAGAGGACAGAUAAAAGAGGGAGCAAAGUUUUCGAAUCUUGUAAAAACAAUGCAUCAAGACAUGCAAGGUGCACCGAGGAGAAGGAAAGGGCCAGCACAGGGGAUUAAAGGACGUGCUAGGUUUAGAACUGAAGAAGCCUUUUAUGAGAAUCCAUACCCAGAGUGUAUUUGCAGUUCAAAGGAGCACAAAGAACCCUAAUUGAUUAUUUUUGGCCUUUUUUAUGUGACUUUGAGUCUGAACAUUUUUUUUGGUAUCACUUCUAGUUCUACCUUAUAUAGUCAACUUAUUUACAAACGAUUAUUUGAAAAAUUGUUUGUAGUUUUGUUUGGAAAAAUGAUACUUAUAAACGAAUGUUAAAUCUGUUA